This is a messenger RNA of Symbiodinium sp. CCMP2456, 3237 nucleotides long. Lineage: Eukaryota; Dinophyceae; Suessiales; Symbiodiniaceae. The record is from the annotation of a GenBank genome assembly.
AUGGCCGCAGCCAUCCCCGCCUGGGCAGAUCCGGCGGCCUUCACCAAUGUGCUUGCAGCCUCUUGUAGGGCUCGAAGGUGGCAGCAUGCUUUUGCAGCCCUCGAGGCGGCCCAGAAACAGGACAAGGCCAAUGUCAUCCACUUCAACGUGAUCCUGCGGAGUUGCCAGCAGGCGGAAGCUUGGGAAACGAGUCUCGGAGUGCUCGGCAGUUUUCCUGGAUUGCGUAUGCAUCCAGAUGCGGUGAGCUGGACCGCAGUGAUCACUGGCUUGAAACCUUUUUGGCAGUUGUCUUCCCAUCUGCUUCAUGCCGCAUCGAGACGAGGGGCAACUGACAGCAUCACUUUUGGCGCUGCAUCGCUUGCCUUUGAAAGUGACGGUCUUUGGACCCGCUCCCUCGCCCUGCAGACCUACAAUCAACAGGGAGGAGGCCUCUGCGAUGCCGUGCUCGUGGGUAGUGCUGCCAGCGCUUGUGACAAGGGCUGUGCUUGGGCCGAUUCUCUUGGACUGCUUACCUGGGCAAGUGCUUCCCGCAUCAGGCUGAGCGACAUCUGCUUCAGCGCUGCAACGAGUUCGUGCUCUCGUUCCUGGCAGUGGGAGGUAGCCUUGGGCCUUCUUCAGAGCUCCGCUCGAAUGGGUUUCCAGACGUCCCUGAUCAUCCUAAACUCAGCGGAAAGCGCGGUGGCGAAGGCGGGUUCAUGGUGGGGAGCUUUGUCCAUUCUCAGGAUCUUCCAAGCAGGCCGCGUCGAGCCUGACGCCGUGAGCCACAAUGCCUGCCUCACGUCGUUGAAGCCCAGAGGACGCUGGGAGGAGGCGGCAGCCCUGCUCUCUGCCAUGCAGCAACGUGCAGUGCCAGUGGGAGAUGUGAGCAUCAAUGCAGCCCUGGCCGUCCUCUGGGAAGCAGGUCGUUGGCGUGGCAGUUUGGCUCUGCUGCAGCAUCGGCAGGUCGCUGAUACGCCUGUGGGAAGCAUGCGACUGCCGACGUUGCGCUCGAUGGAUGGAAUUCGCUUGCGGGAGACGCUGUCACUGUGUGAGCAGGCUGCGUUGUGGGACUUGGCGCUUGACCUGUUGCAGUGGCAGGCCACCGCGCUCCUUCAACCGAGCACUGCUGGAAUUUGCAGCGCGGCGCGGGCAUGUGAGCGGGCGCGGCAGUGGCAGCAGAGCCUCGUGGUUGCUGGCCGACACAGUCCCGCAACGGGAAGUAUAGCAUCCAUGUCGGCAGAGGAGCUGCUGCAAAGAGUGUGGAUGGGCGCACAGCAGCUGCGGUGGGAUGAGAACUGGGAGGCAGUGGCACAGGCGCUCGCUUCAAAACUCGGGCAGCUUUCGCUGGAAGAUCUGGCUACGGCACUGUGGUCCUUCGGCACUUUGGUGAAGGCUCCUGCCAGCUUUUUGGAGGCAGCUGCAAAGGAGGCUGUCCAGAGGCUCGAGCUGGGUGAGGCAGCCACGCCGAGAACUCUGGCAGAUCUGGCAUGGGGCUUUGCGACACUGGGUUUUCAAUCGUCUCGGCUCUUCGAUGCCCUGCAGCUGCGGAUCCUCAGGUGGGAGGAUGAGUGCCACAUCUGUUGUCGCUCCAACUCCGAGCGGGCCCAGUUUGUGAGCAAAGCCCAGGUCGUGGUUUGGGCAGCAAGCCACGUGGGUGCCCUGCAUGAGACGGUAUUGCUGUACCUCCAGGACCUGUUUCGAAGACUUGCCGACCUGCUUGAAGCCGAGCGGGGAAGCUUCGCACACCCAGACACCACACUUCCUGCGGCAGGAGGUUUCCGAGGCCUCCCUGUGCCGCACGUCCUGCAGAACUUCCACGACAGGCGGCUACAGCUUCGGUCGCCUUCGAAAGGCUCUCGGCUCAAGGAUCUGUUGGGCCUUGGGCUGACGGCUUACCCGCUUACAGUGCGCAAUGCGCACGAAGCCGAGACGAAGACGUGCGUGCAUGGUAGUGUUGCGAGCUGGUGGGCUGCUGGUGGAUUAGGUUCAGGCACGCAGUGCCACAAGGAUGAGACUUUCCGAGGCUCUACAGGUGGCCGUGCAGGUCACCUAGACAGCGAGUCGGCCUGGCCGCGUGACCAUGCUCGAGGGGGAGGAAAGCUGAGAAUGUCGAUUUACGUGCACUUCAUUCGGGCUCAGGCAUUGGCUCAGGCGCAUAAGAUGCAGGCAAGCCGCGAGGAGCGGGAGAGAGCCGAGAUGCAACGCAUCCUGGAAAAGCGCCCGGUGAAUCGCAAUCCAAGUUUCAACCGGCCAGUGCGGCCCAUGCCCAUGCGCCGCGGCUGCGCAGGUCUCCUCUCCAUCGAGGGGCCUUUCUUGGAGACUCUGAGGCCAGUGCCAGCCCUCCACACGAAGCAACGACCCCUGCCGAAAAGAGGUGAUUACGCAUUUAUUGAGGCAGUUUGCCGGUUUGGAGCUUUCGACACGGUUCCUACGGAUUCGGCAGCCUUCGGAGACUCUGCCUUGUUGUGUCUUGUCAGUGCCGAGCAUGGCCUCCAGCAGGCCAAGGUUGCGCGGGAGUCCCAGGAGGAGGCCAACAGCCAGGCGAGAACAAAUCGCUUAGCUGCGACAUGGCCGGAGCAGGCCACCCCGACAAGGUCGAAAUCCUCUGCGCCUUCGAGAGAGCAGAAGGUCGACUCAAGGGAGCAACUUCCACCACGGGCUGCAAGCGAACGGGCCCGCACUGGCGAUCAUGAAGGCGUGGUCACCGCCGAGGAGCCUCCGCCCACUCCAGUUGCCGAAAUGACGGCGAAGGGCCGCGAGUGGCUCGUCUUCCGUCUUCGCGAGGUCUACACGGCUCCCCGGCUACCGCACGUCAUGGCCAGCGAGUGGAAGCCGAUCGCCCACUCUGCGGAGCAAAUGAAGUUCGGCGUUUGCAAGUUUAGCAAGAUCGCGGGCGUGGAGGCGAAAGACCGAGAAAGAUGGAAAAAGGUCCAGACAGGCGAGCUCAAGGUUCUGGCGCCCGCGAGGCCGAGGCGGCCGAGGGUUCCUCCGGGACCUCGGCGCUUGGUCGCCAGGCCGCCGGAGGUGGAUGUGCAGACCGAGCCGGAGCAGCAAAUCUCAGCGCCUUCCCCCAAGCGAUCACCUUCAGGACACGAGCGCUGGAAGGCCAGACGAGAGCCGCAGGAGUGCCCCUGGUGCGGCUGUAUGGAGCCCCCCACGCACCCGAAGCAGUGCAAGCUGCGCAUGGUUGAGUGCAAGUACUGCAAGCAGUCCAUGGAGCUGGGAUCCCUGCGACUGCAUUUCAAGCACCCUGGCUGA